Molecule: messenger RNA, 4680 nt
Organism: Tachysurus vachellii
Lineage: Eukaryota; Metazoa; Chordata; Actinopteri; Siluriformes; Bagridae
Gene: marchf8
Product: membrane-associated ring finger (C3HC4) 8
Exons: 8
Coding region: 171-1814 (547 amino acids)
Biological process (GO): protein polyubiquitination; antigen processing and presentation of peptide antigen via MHC class II; immune response
Cellular component (GO): lysosome; early endosome membrane; cytoplasm
Molecular function (GO): ubiquitin protein ligase activity; MHC protein binding; zinc ion binding
Source: RefSeq, a predicted model, not a curated record
CGCGGAAGUGUCAGUGACGUGACGCACUCGGUCAGAUGGAGACAGUGAAAUAAUCAAAACAUCGCGUUUUCCUCAGGCCGAGGGAGAGGUCGUAAUUAAUGUUUUUUUCCAUCAUGCUGUUGCUGGUGGGCCGGUUCCUGUGUUUGUGAGCGCUACACUGGCCUGCUGGGAUGAACAUGCCACUGCAUCAGAUCUCUGUCAUCCCCCGGGAUGUUACUUCCUCCAGGGGGUCUGGCAGCAGCGGAAAGGCUAAGGAUAAGGACAAGGACCGGGACAAACAGAAUGAGAAACCACUGGGUCAUUCUGCAAGCAGGUCCAGCAACAUUUCAAAGGCAGGAAGCCCGACUUCUGUGAACGCCCCAUGUGGCUUUUCUCGAACUUCUGUCACGCCUUCAAACCAGGACAUCUGCAGUUCUAAUGCUUGUGCUCCAGCUCAGGAGCAGGUCUCUCAGAAUCCCGCACAGACUGCUGUGGUUUUGCUCAAUUCCACUGAUAAAUGCUGGCCACCACAGAGCAUCACUAUGACAACUCUCUGUCUUGAGUCAUCCAUCAAACCCAAAAAUAAAUCUGUCUUUGGAGCCGAGUGGCUGUCACUGUUAAAGCCCUCGGUCAACCUCAGGCCGCACGACAGAACGCUCAAGUUCUCCAAGUCCCUCAACGAUGUGGCUCAGAAGAUGGACGGUCUGUGCAGCCUGCACUUCGCUGAACGCACAUGCUCAGAUGGCGAGUUGCGCUCUGAUACUAAAGGAGAUGCAGAAUGUGGGCACCAGGCCAAGUCUCUCGUGGUCAAGUUGAAUCACCUGCCUCCUCUAUACCCCUCUCAGCACACCUCCUACUCCACCACAUAUAGCUAUGCGAGUGCUCACCCUUCUGACAUGCAGAAAAGCUCCAAUCUGCUACGCUUCUUCUUCCCAUUCUCACGCUCCUCCACAGCGGGCAGCUUGCCUUUGGGCGAGCUGGCCUCCUGUGCCAAGCCAUCCAGUGCCUUGCUGGUGAAUGAGGUAUGCAGUGAGGAGAUGGGUGAUGACGAUGUGUUUGAGGAGGAAUACUCGGGAUGGAGGCUGAAGGCUGGGGAGCAGCACGCUCCUCUCUGCUCUCUGGAGGAAGAUGGAGAUCUGGAUCGCUGCUUCUCACCACUGAUGGAGAAAACAGGUCCACCCUCGCCGUACUCUCUGACUGGGGAUUGCUGCAGGAUUUGUCACUGCGAAGGUGAUGAGGACAGUCCGCUGAUCACGCCGUGCCACUGCACUGGCAGCCUGCGCUUCGUGCACCAGGCCUGUCUGCAGCAGUGGAUCAAGAGCUCAGACACACGCUGCUGUGAGCUCUGCAAGUUCGAGUUCAUCAUGGAGACCAAACUAAAGCCACUGCGCAAGUGGGAAAAGCUGCAGAUGACAGCCAGCGAGAGGAGGAAGAUCAUGUGCUCCGUCACUUUCCAUGUCAUUGCCAUUACGUGCGUGGUCUGGUCACUGUACGUCCUGAUCGACCGCACUGCAGAGGAGAUCAAACAAGGGAUUCUGGAGUGGCCUUUCUGGACCAAGCUUGUGGUGGUGGCUAUCGGCUUCACCGGUGGACUGGUUUUCAUGUAUGUGCAAUGCAAAGUCUAUAUCCAGCUGUGGAGGAGACUUAAAGCCUACAACAGAGUGAUAUAUGUGCAAAACCGUCCAGAGACCUACAAAAAGACUAUUUUCGAUAAACCUGUACUUAUGGAACCAAACUUGGAUAAUAAAGAAGGUUUUGGGCCAGCGCAGUCAGACACAAACUCUUCACAGUAUACAGAGACUGAGGACUACAGCAUGGAGAUACUGCACGUGUGAGCAGCGCACGCACAGCCCAAAUCCACGGGACCAGAUGACACUUCGCCUUCUGCCAGGGGACAGUUGGCACCACACAGCACCGGGCAGAGUAACUGAGACGGAACUCCUUCUGUUUUUUAGGUGUUUUUUUUGUUUUUGUCUGUUCUGUUUCUGUAAGUUGUUGGCUAUCCAUUAUGAGUCGGUGUGCACCAGGUCCAACUACUGCCAUUGUACUGCUCUUGUACAAGAUGUGUGAAGCACCACUCGAGCUGUGUACAUCUGUACUCACCGUGUGUGUGUGUGUGUAUGUGUGUGUGAUUGACUAGGUGUCUCUGCUCUGGUUCUAAUGGAGUCCUUAACGCAUUUAAGCACUUUUUAGUUCCCUCUUUUAAGGCUCUCCUGUUUUAAUACCCAUACAUUUAUAUAUUCAUGAGAAAAAAAAACAAGCUUGAAGUUUGGAGAGAUUUUCUUGCAUUUUAUAUGACAUUUUCUAUUCCCACACAUACUUUUGAUGUAAAAACUGGAAAUUUGAGGAGUUAAAGGUAAAUAGACAUGUUUUUAGAGUGAUCAUGCCAUCUUUCAUAAAAUAAAAAAAAAGGAGGGGGGGGGGGUAUUUUCUGAGCUGAUCAGUCUUUUUCAUUUGUUUUUAUUUGUUAUUUAAUUUAUUCUUAAGGUGAUCCUUGUUCAAAAUUAAAUCAAUGAUUAUCUACCAUGGGCUAGAGCCACUAAAGUUGCUUGCACAGUUUUAGCAGCUUAAUGAACUUGAUCUUGUGCUGUAAAUUGUGACAGGCCCAUGACGAAUAUUGUGACCACUAGCUUUACUAAGGUUUCUGUCUAGUCUUAUCAGCCCUUAAGUGUUCCUUCUGAGGGCUCCAAAAUGUAGAUCAUUUUUAAAAUCUCAUCCAUUACCAGAGGACAUUUCCCUGCAGAGAUGAAAUGACUUGUAGCAUCGCAACACCUUAGAUGAUACGUGUUUUCUAUACUUGAGUGAAUCUUUAUAUUGAAUCUUUGUUUUGACCAAUUUCCUUAAGAACUCAAUUCCUUUGGCUUUGGUUUAAGAGAACCUUAUUUUUCUAACCCAACAGGACAGUUUUCUAUUCAUGGUUUCAUAAAGUUUUGUUUCGUUUCUGCAACCAUACACACUUUUAUACGUGACAUGAUGUAAUUGGCUUGGAUUGACAACCUCAACUGUAGCCUUUCAACACUUUACCUUACACUUCAUCAUCCAUAUUUAAAAUCUGAUUUUAGCAUGCAUGACCUUAGCAUAUGACUGUAAAUCGGUCUAUAAAUCGGUCUAGUAGAAUUUGUUGCAUGUAGUCCCUAAAAUAGAUUCUUUCAGUCCUUCUCUUAAAGCAUAAAGAAUGUUGCAAGUGUGUUACGGUUAUAAGUGUUGAGAAAUGUACAUGUUAACUGUGACUUUCACCAUUUUCUCAUGCAGUAAAUGGUUUUGAUGGAACAGAUCUCCCUUAUCAGAGUGUACUUCUGCCAUCUAGUGGCAAAGGUCACAUUUUCCUUUUUUUUUUCCCCCUUCACAGAUUUUAAUGUACCACGAAUGCAUGGUGCAACUUGAGCAAAAUGAAAAGUGCAAUUACAGUUUGUUGAUGGGAUCGUCCUUGCAGUCCUUUUCCAGGUUUCACAGAGUUUUAAAUCUCACAGUUUAUGCAAAUAACACUACAGGUUUGAUGUUGCACAGCUAAUAUAAUAUUGUUCUUAGAUCCUUGAACUCUUCUUGUGUAUGGCGGAGGGAAGAUCAACCAUCUACUGCUUUGCUACAUGACGACUGUGUCUAUCCCCCUUUACAAGCUUUGUAAAUCCUAACAAGUGCAGAUUUACACAACAGCAGCCCGGCUUCUUUAUCAUUUGAUCCAUUUUACUUUGUGCUUUAGAAAUCAGUGUAUAGAUGGAUUUUUGUUUGAUAAACAGGAGCUGGCUCCUUUAAGACUCUGGCAGUGUGGGAAACCUGACUGUGUAUGGAAUCAAGUUCAAACUAAGAUUUUUUUGGACAAGGUCUGAUUUGUAAAAUGUCUGGAUUGUAAUUGUGCGUAUUCCUUGUCAGGUGUCAGCUUUUGCUGAAUUGCUGCACUGUGUCUGCUUUGUUUAGCGUUGAUCUGUUGCAGUAUUUGUAUUGUUUGUCUCUUGACACUUUAUUGCUGCAGGUUGCUAGUAGUUGAGCUCCGGUGAUCGACCUGGCUUACUAACACACACAUGACAUGUCCUUAGAAAGUGUUUCGUGCAAACUGCAAUUUAUUACUACUGAAUCAACUUGAAUGUGGUCAACAUGACUGUUUCCUAGCCCUCUCUUAUUCCAUUCUUCUCUCUGUGACUUUUCUUUUAAUAGUAAAAAGUAAUUUUUCAUAAUGUUUUUAAUGAAAUCUUGAUGUGCUCUAUUUUGUUUGAUUUCACAUAUUUGAGUAUUUAGACUGUAAAACAACCAAAUAAAAUGAAGUAAACCUACAUAUUGUCACGAAUGAGACAUUUUGUUUUGUACAUGCUCUGUACUGCUGUUAUAAAGCGGUGGUUGCUUUGACACAACACUGCCUAAACAAUUGAAACGUUUCUUGGACUAUCCAUUUACUCGGUUUCCACACAGCUACUAAAUGUCAGCAAGGCCUUUCACAAGCACUGUGUCAAAAUAGAGAAGCAGUGGACCUGAUUGAACACAUUGCCGUGGCUUUCUCAGUAGCUAAAUAUGGUUUUGUGAAACUGAAAAAACUGUAAUUUACAUGUAUAGUUUUGUAUUUUAUGUAUCUGUACAUUUUUUUCCUCAGUAUUACUACGCUUUUAAGAGGUUGACUUUAAGUUUCUUAACUGAGAUGUAAGUGAUGUUGUUUCGUGUUUUUAAGGGGAGAUUAAAUGGAGCAAUAAAAUAAAAAUCUUGAUGAAACCA